Molecule: messenger RNA, 1441 nt
Organism: Leptopilina boulardi
Lineage: Eukaryota; Metazoa; Arthropoda; Insecta; Hymenoptera; Figitidae
Exons: 2
Coding region: 147-1103 (318 amino acids)
Source: RefSeq, a predicted model, not a curated record
UAGAGUGUUGUGGGAUUCCGUGUGCUUCAGUGGUUCUGCGGCUACUUGUUAUCAUUUAAUUCACCAAACAUAAUAGAAAAUUAUCAACAUAGUUUAAGUGUUAAAAUUUUAUUUUAUAAAAAGUAAACACAUCUCAUAUAUCAGUGAUGAGAAAUUACAAAAGAAAGACUGAGAGAGUGCCAGUGUCGUCAGACACUAUUUUAAGAGCUGUAAAAGAAGUCAAAAUAAAUGGAAAACCCAUUCGCGAAACAGCGAAAAAUUUUAAUAUAGCACAAACAACUUUACGAAGAUUUUGCAACAAAGUAAAGGACACACAAUUCAAGGAAUCGGAUGAAAGUCCUCAAAUAAAAAUUAAUAUUAGGAAACCAGGCCAGAUUUUCAGUGAUGAGCAGGAACAGUUACUCGAAGAAUAUUUGUUACAAGCAAGUAAUAUUUAUCAUGGAUUGUCACCAAAAGAAGUUAGAACCUUUGCUUAUGAGUAUGCUGUUUAUUUGAAAAUAAAAUUCCCAGCUAAUUGGACAGACAAUAAAAUGGCGGGUGAGGAUUGGUUCUCAUCAUUUAUGAAACGUCACAGUAAAUUGUCAAUUCGAACUCCGGAGGCAAAUAAUUUAGCUCGGGCAUUAAAAAAAUACAUGAACUCAGCUUGUGAUACUUGGAUAACAAAAAAUUCUGAUAAAACAUUGUCAAUUCAAGACAUUCCAAAAUUAAUUGCAACUGCACUACCAUCAGCUAUAACUCAUGCAAAUAUAACUGCUGGUUUUCGAGUUGCAGGAAUAUCGCCAUUUAAUAAAGAUAUUUUUUCUGACAAAGAAUUUUUGCCUUCAUUAUUACCAAUGGAUGGAGUUGAAAAUGUUGCAAUUGAAAGCAAUUUAGUGACAGUUGAGAGUAAUAAUUGUAAAGAAAUUAUUCCAGGCCCUUCACAUAUUGACAUUGAAAAUGAUGUAGAAGUGAUACCUAUAAAUCUUGCAGACAGAUCUUUAGAAAAAAAUUUUGAAAAUGGAAAUAAAACAACUGAAAGUUCUAAAAAACGCCAUCAUUCAACUGAUUCUCCAGCUAUUGAAGCUUUAGAAGAGGAACAAAUGUGUAAAAAAAGAAAAAAUUAAAAUAAACAACACCGUAAAAAUAUAAGAUAGUUAGAAAAAAGAGACCUAUUUACCAAAGAAAAAAAGCCAAAAGUGACAAAAAAAAGCCUUAAUGCCCAAGGCAUUUCUAGGCAAUUAGGAAAAUAUAUUCAAAGUGUCAAUCUUUAAUUCUUUUUUGCUAAAAAAUUAAAGGUAUAUAAUAACAGAAUAUAUUUAUAGUUAAUUAAUAUUAUUUAAAUCUGUCCUGAUUUUUCAAUUAUUUUUUCUUAUGAUUUAUAUAUAAAUAAUUUUAUGUAAUUAAAAUUAUUGUAAUUGAUUAUAAUUAUUAGCAAAUAUUAAAUAAAGAAAUAGAAAAUUUA